GAGUUCAAGUUUGCGAGGGAAUACAUAGAGUCCCAAGCAGAUACCCUUCUGGACGAGCUUCUCGCCAUAGUGAGGACGCAUUCGGCGAGCGAAGUCAACGGAUACUGCAAGAACCGCGGCUGGUGUGAAAUGACUUUCCUCUCCUUUGAGCAUUGUGAGUUUACCGCAGCGUGCGCACAGGCUCCUCGGAUCUGCCGGGCGGCGAGGCGAUUGGAGGAGAAUGGCCUCCGAAUUCUCCGUGUAUCUGCUUCGCUGGCAGGCAGUCCUGAGGUUGAGCCAGAGAAGAGGCGAAAGCUCUACAUACAACCGCAUGCAUCACCUGAAGUGGGGCGACAGCGGUUGUCCUGCACACUGUUGGUCUCUCCAGCCACCAGUUCCACGCUGCGCAUGGAGGGCGAGGCCCCGCGCGUGUACCGCGCGGGGCAGUGCUUCUGGUUCGACGAGAGCCUGACGCACGAGAUGGACUUCGAAGCCCUCGGGCCGGAUACCCUUCGAGCCACUCUCUACCUUGAUGCACUUCAUCCCGGCUAUUAUCAGCCUCGCGAGAUAUUCUUCUGGCCUGCGCCGGGAACGCUGCCAUGGUGGCAAAAAGUCUUACAAGGAUUGGGACGGCCCCUUGAGAAGAGGCAGUCGGCGCAGCUUUACAUCGUCCCAGAGAAAAAGCAAUCUCAAUGGAUUGCAUUGGCGCUGGAUGCGCAGAAUAUCCGAGCAAACAUUUGCCAGCGAGGCGACCUUGGCAGGCUCUUCCACCAGGAGGCAUUUUGGCAUCCCUGGGAUCCGAUUCGGCCGCUGGUGAUGUUGCAGCUUUUUGCCCGGAUGAGCUUGCUGGAGCAGAUGGGGGCCCACGAUCAGGACCUCCUGGUGUUGCUGGACCGCAGUCGUCACUUCACGGAAAAAGACCUGAACGAACUGACGCAGGACACCUGGUAUUGCCUGGCCGCUGGCUGCAGUUGCCAGGCGCUGGAAAUGUUUGGGCUUUGCAUGGACGGUGUCUCAGACAAGUUGCGAAGCUCGCUGCUGCAAGGAUUUGCGGUAGCACUACACAUCAACGUCUACUUCGUCGAAGCCUGGUUCGCCUUUCUGGGCUUGCCGCACCCUCCGCCCUUUGGCUACGGCUUCACCUUUGAGCAAGUUAAGACUCUGGUUCGGGCGAAGCCAGAUGAGGCAGAUCUGUGCGCUGGUGGAGCUGGAGGGUUCUGCCUCUAUGGCGCCGUGAGUGCCCUCUUCAUAGCUGCCGCAGGCCUUCACGAGGGCAUCUCGGGCGUGAAGACCCAGCCCAACCCCCAACAGGCGCAGGAGUACCUGUUGAUGGCAACUUCGCUGCUAGGCCUGCAGUACUGCUUGGACUUCCAAGAGUCCAGCCUGUGGCCGAUACAUGCGAACGAUGUCAUCGCCAACAUCAACCGAUCAGCGGGUGAUGCCUUCCGUUUGGCAGGGAUAGGCAGCCCUGAGUUGCCAGCGCGCGAGCCUCCGCCGGGCUCGUCACUCUCGGCGUCGGCAAUGCCAGAAUUCGUUAGGCCGGCAUCCUUGGGCUCCACUCCCUCCCAGGUCGUGGCGGUUGUGGCGGUCGGCACCCACCCCACUCUGACACUGGAGGCGGUGAGCAUGCUGCGCGACUUCGGCUUUGGCUCCGAGCGGGCCGUCAAGGUGCAGCGCACACUUGGCAUCACCUACAAGUGCUCCGUGUUUCCCGAGAUGUGUGGGGAGGGCAUGGACACUUCGGAGGACUCUAUUGCUGCCCUCAUCGGGCGAUUUGAGUCUCCGCCCCCCUACGAACGCUAUACUUUGGAUGCCAUUUCUCAAAGCGUUGCAGCAGUUGCGAGAGAGCUGGACUUCGACCUACUUGUGUGCACCAGCCCAUUCAUCGUGUGUGCGCUUCUGCAGCAGUGUGCCGGAAAGCCUUUGCUGGGCUACUUGGGGCUGCCAUUGCUGUGGAAGAGACCAACAGACCACUUUGACAAUGCCACAGCCAGGGACAGGUUUUGGGGGCUGUUGGCCAAGCUCCUGGAGAGCCCAGAAGUGGUCCUCGCCACUAACAAUCCGCUGCUCACCGAGCAGAUUGCCUUUCAGGCCGGGGCAGUUCUGCCAGUUGUUCGACCACAUGCAAGGUUUACGCAGGCAGUUUAUGCCCCGACUCGCCCCAAUGAUGCUAUGCUUGUGUCCCGCACAAAGUUUCUGUGGGUGACACUGGAUUGCGCCUUGCGCCUGUUCUUGGAUGAUUCGUACCCGAUUAAGUUUACCAUUGCAAACUCAGAUUCCAAGCUUCCCUUUCGGGAGAUGGCAGCACAUCGAGCGGUUGUGCUGAUGCCAUGGGAACACGCACUGAUGGCGUUCUUCGAAUUUUACUCCAUGGGAGUUCCUCUUUUGAUGCCUGAUGCGGACUGGUCCUACCGCCUGAUUUUCGAUGCAGAGGGCAACCUUGGCAGUACUCUGCCAAUCUACUGGGAUGUAAGCCCAAGCUGUGGUCCCCAUAGCUGCGACAGCCUUCAUCCUUACCCACCCUUUGCCUUUGGAAGCUUUGAGUCGCGCAGAUACUGGUAUCAGUACUCCUCAUUUGCCCAGUUCCCCCACAUCCAGCGGUUCAGCAGCAUCCCCGAGCUCUUGCGCCAGCUUCUGCAUCUGGACCUCAUGGCUGUGAGCGCUGCCAUGAAGGCAACCGGGAGCGCAGAUCGAUUCGAAGAGCGCUGGCAAGACGAGUUUUUGCUUUUCUUUAUGGGCUUCUUGAAAAGGCCCUUGAUCCGUCUUCAUGGACAGGAGGCGGUUUGCGCCAGGAAUGUCGACAGGGUCCGGGCCCGGGCGGGUGAUGUGCAGAUCUUCGUGUGCCAAAGCACCAGCUGCAAGGGCCUGGGCUCUGAGAAGCUUCUCAGAGACUUGGAGGCGCUGAGCUUUGUGCAGACUCCGGAUGCCAAGCAACCCAGUAUGGGUGUCUUGACCUUUGCGGCAAAGGUCGAGUCCAAAGCUUCCAAGGACAGGAAAGUCGUCGAAGGCGUCAAGACGUUCAAGGCUCUCAGGAGCUUGGUGGAGAAGAGCGGCGCGAAGCUUCGGAAGCUGGACUUCCAGGUCGCCGAGAUCAAGUAUGAGGCUCGGCGCUCGAAAAGCUCGGAGGACAAAAUGGCCAAACUGGACAAGGGCUUCAAGGCCAUCGGCGGUGAGCCGGCCGCCUCCAAGGAGCCCCGACUGGCUGGCUCGUUGCUGGCGCUGCGGGCUGAGGAGCUGCUGAGCAGCAAUGGAGAUGCGGCUGCAGCCCUGCGAGAUGCGCAGCAAGCAUGCGCGCUGUGGACAGGCUUCGGACCCGCGCACCUGUCUGCUGCCCUGGCGUUGCUUAGGCUGGGGGAAGUAGACAAGGCUCGCGAGGAGUUCCAGACAGCACAAGAUGCUGGUGGGAGCUUGAACAAGGAUCACAUGAGGAUGGUCAUCAAGCAGUUGGCCGAGGCCCCAAAAAGGGAGGCACCGGCCGAAGGCGACGUCGGCGCAGAGGAGAAGAGGUUGGUCGCGGCGAAAAGCAACAAAGUGAAGGAGGCCAAGCCCAUCGGUGACGCCGAACCACCUGUGGAGGUAGCUCCUCCGACGGCUGCCAAGGUGAAAGCGAAAACAAAGCCCGCUGCAAAGAAACUACAAGCAGAAGGGAACGAGCCGGCAGAGAAACCAUCAGAGGAAACCGCUGAGGUGAAGAAGCCGUCCAAGAAGACAAAGGAACCCGAAAAUGAGGCGGCAGAGCCGGCCACAAAACCCAAGAAGCCAAAGGAGAAGGAGAAGGAGGAGAAGGAAACGUCUGAUGCGAAGGAGCCCCCCAAGAAGCCGAAGCCGAAGAGGACGGAGGAGUCCCUUGAGCAGACAUCGGCCGAGCCGAAGGAGUCGGAGAAGGCAAAGACAUUGACCAAGGAGUCGAUCGAUGCGAAGGCGAAAGUGAAGAAGUCGAAGAGCAGCGAACGAAAGCAGGAGAGCUUGCCAACCGAAUCCGACGGCCUGACGGCGAUGGUUGAUCUAAUGAGCAUCAUGUCGCCCUGUCCAGAUGGAGAAUUGAGUGAUGAUGGCAAGCUGCAUGAGCCAGGCCCCUCAGUGCGCUCCGCAAUCGGUUGGGCGCUUCCGCGCUCCAUUAUCAGCCUCUGA
This is a messenger RNA of Effrenium voratum, 4110 nucleotides long. The record is from the annotation of a GenBank genome assembly. NCBI's taxonomy places the organism in Eukaryota, Dinophyceae, Suessiales, Symbiodiniaceae.